UGCGUAGCGCACUGUACUGUCACUGCCGGCAAAAGUGUGUAAACAACGUUUGAUUACCUUUAAUUUGGUGCUGCAAAAAUUCCACAUUUUUGGUGUCAUGAACAAACCAAAGCUAUUCGUGCCGGAUAUUCGAUGUACUGCAUACAUUUCCAACCUGCCGUUCGAUUUAACCAACAUUGAUGUGCAGAAAUUAUUUUCCAAACAUGGAAAAAUCAUCAAAGUUACCAUACUGCGCGAUAAAGUGUCGAGAAAGAGCAAAGGGGUAGCUUUUGUGCUUUUCUCCAACGCACAGGAAGCGCAGGACUGUUGUAACGCGUGUAACAGCACGGAAAUGUUUGGCCGCACACUGAAGGCGAGCAUAGCCAAGGACAAUGGUAAAUCGGCCCAACACGCUCAAAGAAAACAGUACCCCGACAAAAGCCGCUGCUAUGAGUGCGGCACAGAGGGACACAUGAGCUACAGCUGUCCUAAAAAUGUGCUCGGAAACAAAACACCUCCACGGAAAAAGGAUCGAAAACAAGCGAAACGAAAACAAUCGAAUGAAACAACGGCUUCGUUUGAUUGGGCUAGUGAUGUGGAAGAGGGACUCACGGCUAGUUUAGAACCAACUACGGCCGGGUGCACCAAAAAGGUAAAGUACAGAAAAAGCAAAUAUUUCAGCGAUGACGAAGAACUCGAUAGUGAAGAUUAAUGUGGCUUACAAUGUAAGUAUGACAUUGUUGUUUCAUUAAAAACAACUAUAAUGUUACACAUAUUACCGUGCAACCAGAUAUAUACAGUCUGUUCCCGAGUUACACGGUUCUCGACUUACGCGGAUUCGGAGAUACGCGGUUUUCUAAAUUUGAC
This is a messenger RNA of Anopheles merus, 846 nucleotides long. RefSeq names its product zinc finger CCHC-type and RNA-binding motif-containing protein 1-like. The transcript has 2 exons. Gene Ontology annotation, molecular function: RNA binding; zinc ion binding. Gene Ontology annotation, biological process: mRNA splicing, via spliceosome. Gene Ontology annotation, cellular component: U12-type spliceosomal complex. The coding region runs from base 98 to 691 and encodes 197 amino acids. The record is from RefSeq and is a predicted model, not a curated record. NCBI's taxonomy places the organism in Eukaryota, Metazoa, Arthropoda, Insecta, Diptera, Culicidae.